CAAUCACGCCAUAUUGUUUUCUAGUGUUUACAAAGCGGCCGAUUUUUGAAUGGUAAAAUUUUCAAUUAAAACAACAUUUAAUUGAAAAUGUCUCCAAGAUUAAAGCAUAUCGAAGUGGAAAACUUCAAGUCAUAUAAAGGACGUCGAAUUAUAGGACCCCUCAAGCCUUUUAACGCAGUAAUUGGACCCAAUGGCUCAGGGAAAUCAAAUUUCAUGGAUGCUAUCAGUUUCGUUAUGGGCGAAAAAACGCAAAGUUUGAGAGUCAAGAGGUUAAGCGAUUUAAUUCAUGGAGCUGCUAUUAGUAAACCGGUAUCCAGAAGUGCUUCUGUAACUGCUGUCUUUAGUUUGGACGAACCAGAUAAAGAAAUAUCAUUUCAACGAUCUGUACAAGGAUCAUCAUCUGAGUACAAAAUAAAUGGCAGUAUUGUAACUCUGAAUGAUUAUUUGGGUGAAUUAGAGAGAUUGAAGAUUAAUGUCAAGGCAAAGAACUUUUUGGUGUUCCAAGGAGCUGUGGAAUCAAUUGCUAUGAAGAAUCCUAAAGAAAUGACAGCAUUGUUUGAAGAAAUCAGUGGAUCUGGAGCAUUGAAAGACGAAUAUGACAAACUAAAGCAACAAAUGCAAAAAGCGCAAGAAGAAAUAAACUUUGCUUUACAAAAGAAAAAAGGUAUUAAUGCUGAAAGAAAGGAAGCUAGGAUGGAAAAAGAAGAAGCAGACAAGUAUGCUCGACUUAAAGAUGACCUGAAUGAUAAAUUAGUUGAACAUCAACUAUUCAGGGCAUUUCAUAAUGAAAGAGCGAUGAAGAACAAAGAACAGGAACUGAAGUCCAAACAGAAAGAACUGGAGAAAGUUGAGAAAGAAAAAGGAAAACACGAAGAUUUUUUGAAGGAAAAAAAGAAAGAACAAGGAAAAUUAAACAGAGAACUUGCUAAAAUUGAACAAGAAAUUCGCGAAGUCGAUGUGGAAUUGUCAAAAAAACAGCCAAUGUUUAUUAAAACCAAAGAAAGAGUUACUCAUAUGGAUAAAAAGGUACAAAGUGCUCAUAAAACUUUGGAACAAGCUAAAAACGCUCAUGAAGCUCACAUGAACGAUAUCAGAAAGCUAGAAAAAGAACUGGCUGAUGUAGAAAAGGCUAAAGCUGAGUAUGAAGACCAAAUUGCUGGGGAAUCACAGAGUCAGGGUAGGGAUGUGCACUUGGAAGAUGAACAAGUCAGAGAAUACCACAGAUUAAAAGAAGAAGCUGCUAAAAGAUCAGCCAGAUACAUGCAGGAACUCGACUCGGUAAAUAGGGAACAGAAAGCCGAUCAGGAUCGUCUGGAUAACGUAUCCAGACUCAGAACGGAUGCGGAAAACAAACAUUUACAGAAGUGCCACGAAAAAGAAGAGAUGGAAAAGAGAAUAGCCAAGUUGGCAGACCAUAUUCAGUCGAGUGAACAAGCUUUGCAUGAUCAGAAACAAAUGCUGAAAGAUCUGCAAUCCGAUGUGGGAUCUUCUAAAAAUUUGGUGCACGAAAUCCAGAAGCAGAUGGAAGACGUUAUGGAGCAGCUGGGCGAUGCCAGGACGGACAAACACGAAGAUACAAGAAGAAGGAAGAAACAGGAGAUUGUGGAGAGGUUCAAGUCAAAUUAUAGCGGAGUGUAUGAUCGUAUGAUAAACAUGUGUCAACCAAUCCACAAAAGAUACAAUGUUGCCAUUACCAAAGUAUUGGGUAAAUACAUGGAAGCCAUAGUUGUCGAUACUGAACACACCGGGAGACAGUGUAUUAAAUACCUAAAAGAACAGAUGUUAGACCCAGAAACGUUUCUUCCUUUGACAUAUCUACAAACAAAACCUGUCAAAGAAAGACUGCGUAAUAUUACUGAUCCAAAGGGUGUAAAACUGAUAUAUGACGUGUUACAAUUUGAACCUUCUGACAUAGCCAAUGCUGUCAUGUUCGCUACUAACAACGCCUUGGUGUGUGAAUCCCCUGAAGAUGCCAGCAAGGUUGCCUAUGAGUUAGGAGGAAGAUAUGAUGCUGUAGCCCUUGACGGUACCUACUAUCAAAAAUCCGGCAUCAUAUCAGGAGGUAGUUUGGAUUUGGCAAGGAAGGCCAAAAGAUGGGACGAAAAACACGUGUCUCAACUGAAAGCACAGAAAGAAAAACUAACUAAUGAAUUAAGGGAAGCGAUGAAGAAAUCACGUCAAGAAUCUGAGAUGAACACCGUAGACUCUCAAAUCAGAGGCCUGGAAACCCGAUUAAGAUACGCCAAAGGCGAUAUGGAAAGCACUAAAAAACAAAUAAAGGCCGUUGAGAAGGAAAUAGCCUCCCUGGAUGAAGAAAUGAAACGAUACGGCCCUGAAAUUCAGGCGAUUGAGAAAAGUAUGCAAACGAGAGAACAGCAAAUCGAAGAAAUCAAACUGAGGAUGAAUACCGUAGAGGACGACGUUUUUUCGGACUUCUGCAGGGAAAUCGGUGUCAAAAAUAUCAGACAGUAUGAGGAUCGCGAGCUGCGCGCUCAGGAAGAGCGAAAACAGAAACGUCUGGAGUUCCAGAAGCAAAUAAAUCGAAUUUUUAGCAAUUUGGACUUUGAGAAGAGCAGAGACACGCAGAGCAACGUCAGUCGGUGGGAAAGAACCGUGAAUGACGAGGAAGAAAAGCUGGAAACGGCAAAAAAGCAGGAGAAGAAGCAGCACGAAGAUAUCCAGAAAGAGAGGGAAAAUUUGGAUGAGUUACAGGAGCGCAAGGCGGCUAAAAAGAAAGAAGUUGAAAAAAUGGAGGAAGAAGUCACCAAAGCCAGAAAAGGUGUGACUGCUGUAGCCAAGGAAGCUCAAGCCAUCCAAAAAGGCAUUGUAUCCAUAGAAUCUAAAAUCGAGAGCUUGAAAGGUGACAGGCACAACAUUUUAAUGCAAUGCAAAAUGGACGAUAUUGCUAUACCCAUGUUGGUGGGAAAUAUUGAGGAUAUCGUUGCAGCUGAUCCUUCAUCUCAGUCUUCAUCAAGCGAUACAAAUAGUACCAUACAACAGUACGAAAAGGAAGCAAGGAUUCAGCUGGAUUACAGCCUACUCUCCGACGACUACAAAUGCCUGGAGACCAAGGAGGAAAUAAAAAAACGCGAGGACAAGCUUCUCAAGGCCAUCCAAUCGUUACAAGACACCCUAACCAAAAUUCAGGCUCCCAACAUGAAAGCCUUGGAAAAACUAGAAUUGGCUCAAGGCAAACUGCAGUCGACCAACGAAGAGUUCGAAAAUUUGAGGAAACAGAACAGAAAAGCCAAGGCGGCCUUUGAAAAGGUCAAAUUAACCAGAUACGAGAAGUUUACUGCGUGUUUUGAUCAUGUGGUAAAUGAGAUUGACGCCAUUUACAAGUCUUUGGCUCAAAAUCAGUCGGCUCAAGCUUUUCUUGGUGCUGAAAACCCCGAAGAACCCUACUUGGACGGUAUAAACUACAACUGCGUAGCUCCAGGUAAAAGAUUCCAGCCCAUGUCUAACCUAUCCGGUGGUGAAAAGACUGUAGCUGCCCUGGCGCUGCUUUUCGCCAUCCACAGCUACCAGCCAGCUCCGUUCUUCGUUCUGGAUGAGGUGGACGCUGCUCUGGAUAACACAAACAUCGGCAAAGUUGCCAAGUUUAUUUGCGAGAAAACCGAGUCUUUGCAGAUUAUUGUUAUAUCGCUGAAGGAGGAGUUUUACUCACAUGCCGAUGCUUUGAUUGGAAUAUGUCCUCAGCCUGGCGACUGUCUAAUAAGUCAAGUAUUAACAAUGGACCUUACUGGAUAUGAUAUAAUGUAAUUUUUUUAGUCUCAAAUUCAUUAAAUGUCUUCGUUUUUUUUUCUGUAAGAAUAUGGUUCAAUUAAUGUUAAAAAAUGUUUGUUCAAUUUAAUAUAUUUCCCUUAUAAGAGUACAGAAGAUAUACCUAGAUUUAUUUUCUUCUAAUGUUUGUAGAAGUUUAUUUAAAUAAAAAUACUUUUAAGUACUUUAAAA
Molecule: messenger RNA, 3954 nt
Organism: Sitophilus oryzae (rice weevil)
Lineage: Eukaryota; Metazoa; Arthropoda; Insecta; Coleoptera; Curculionidae
Gene: SMC1
Product: structural maintenance of chromosomes protein 1A
Exons: 21
Coding region: 88-3762 (1224 amino acids)
Biological process (GO): sister chromatid cohesion
Cellular component (GO): cohesin complex; nucleus; chromosome
Molecular function (GO): ATP binding; protein binding; DNA binding
Source: RefSeq, a predicted model, not a curated record